AUGGAACCGUUAGGUUGGGUUCACACUCAGCCCAACGAACUACCUCAGCUUUCCCCGCAAGACGUUACAACACACGCCAAGAUCAUGGCCGACAAUCCAUCAUGGGAUGGCGAGAAAACUGUCAUUAUUACUUGCAGGUAUGUCACGUUAGUCAGGCUUCGUUCUAAAGAACAUAAGAUUUGCUCCACCUGGGAAGCGAAGCUAAUAUUGUUUUGUCAAUAAUAUUUUUCUGGAAGCUUACGUAUGUACUGCCAUUGAAACAUAAUCGGCUCUGCUCAAAACUGCUUAUCAAUAUCUCUUGGGUUACAUUCAGAUCUUUUCACUACUGACAUCAAACAGAUAGACACUUGUGUCCGUAUCACUUCCGUGGCGGCUGCCGCCUUCUUGGAAAAAUGAUACGCUGUAAAGUUGAGCAUGUGCCGAGAUUUGCUGGUUAUGUUGCCCUUGUUUUAUUUAUUUAGUUUUUUUUCCUUGUUGUUUUCAGUUUUACUCCUGGCUCAUGUUCACUGACAGCCUACAAACUGACCCCUUCGGGUUACGAUUGGGGACGAAAUAACAAGGACACAGGGAACAAUCCCAGGGGUUAUCUCCCCUCCCACUACGAGAAAGUGCAAAUGUUACUGUCUGAUCGUUUCCUUGGUUUCUUCAUGGUACCCGCCCAAGGAUCCUGGAACUUCAACUUUAUGGGUAAGUACUGUUGA
This is a messenger RNA of Porites evermanni, 701 nucleotides long. The record is from the annotation of a GenBank genome assembly. Lineage: Eukaryota; Metazoa; Cnidaria; Anthozoa; Scleractinia; Poritidae.